AUGGGAGUCCUUGUGGGUCGAUGGGUGCACUUGUACAGUUUAAAAGGCAGGAACUUUUGGGAGUGUAAGAGUUCGUCAAACUGUUGCUGGAGUUGGAGGAAACUAUUACAACUUCGGCCGAUUGUUAGGAAGCAUGUUUGGUCCAAGAUUGGAGAUGGGAAUAGCACCUCAGCUUGGUACAACUAUUGGUGUGAGGGUGGGUCGUUGUCCACAUUUUUGACGCCAAGGGUGAUUACAAACGCGGGAUUUUCAUUACAUUCUAUGGUGAGUGACGUUUCGGUUAAUGGGACUUGGGUUUGGCCGAUGGCAUGGAGGGAGGUUUAUCCUGUUCUUCUCAAGAUCACUCCGUAUCAGCUCAAUCCUCAUUCGACAGAUUGCCUCCUUUGGAAGGAUGAAAAUGACUUGCACGAGUAUUCGUCCAGUACAGUUUGGCAGUCUAUUCGCUACAGGGAGCCGGAAGUGGAUUGGGUCAACAUUGUUUGGUUCGCUCAAUGUAUUCCAAGACAUGUGUUUCUCAUGUGGCUGGUUAUGCGACGUAAACUCUUAACUCAGGAUAAGAUAUUGCAGUGGGAUUUUUCGAGGAGGAAGAGUAUGAAUAUGAUGUACUGUUUAUUGUGCUACGAGAACUAUGAUUCUCACGACAAUCUGUUUUUUGAGCGUAAGUUGUCUACGCAAGUUUGGAAGGCAGUUAGAGAUAAAGCAGGGAUGAAGGAUGUGGAUGAGAAGUGGAGCAGUAUAGUGGAUUGGCUUUCUGUUUGUGCUCGAUCCAAGUCGGCAGCUAACUACGUCAGUAGAUUGAUUGUUGCUGCGUCAGUUUAUGUGAUUUGGCAGGAGAGGAAUGCUCGGUUAUUCAAGAACCAGAAGGCCCCAGAUAUCAUUGCUACAACCAUCUUGAGUACUGUCAGGUAUAAAAUUAUGGGAGCGAAGUUCAAGAACACAGCUAGUGCAAGGAGACUUCUUGGUGACUGGGAGAUUUCUGAUGAAGGUGCAACCGAUGGGAUUGGCUGA
Molecule: messenger RNA, 1008 nt
Organism: Helianthus annuus (common sunflower)
Lineage: Eukaryota; Viridiplantae; Streptophyta; Magnoliopsida; Asterales; Asteraceae
Exons: 1
Coding region: 1-1008 (335 amino acids)
Source: RefSeq, a predicted model, not a curated record